This is a messenger RNA of Eptesicus fuscus (big brown bat), 1614 nucleotides long. RefSeq names its product syntaphilin (gene SNPH). Lineage: Eukaryota; Metazoa; Chordata; Mammalia; Chiroptera; Vespertilionidae. Gene Ontology annotation, cellular component: mitochondrion; cytoplasmic microtubule. Bases 1 to 1614 code for a protein of 537 amino acids. The transcript is spliced from 4 exons. Gene Ontology annotation, biological process: neuron differentiation. The record is from RefSeq and is a predicted model, not a curated record.
AUGCCGGGCAGCGGCCCCAGCGAGAGGAUGACGUGGCCCGGCCCGGCCCUCGCCGCGGCCCCGCCAACGCGCCCUCUCUCCUCAGCCCCGGGGACACCGCCCAUCCCACCCCUCACCCGGACCCGCAGCCUCAUGGCCAUGUCCCUGCCGGGCAGUAGACGGGCCUCUGCUGGAUCCCGCAGGCGCACCUCUCCCCCCGUGAGCAUGCGGGACGCCUACGGCACCUCCUCUCUCAGCGGCAGCAGCACCUCGGGCUCCUGCAAGGGCAGCGACGGCAGCCCCACGCCCAGGCGCUCCAUGAAGUACAUGCUGUGCAGCGACAACCACGGCAUCAAGCCGCCCACCCCGGAGCAGUACCUGACGCCGCUGCAGCAGAAGGAGGUGUGCAUCCGGCACCUGAAGGCCAGGCUGAAGGACACGCAGGACCGGCUCCAGGACCGGGACACCGAGAUCGAUGACCUGAAGACACAGCUGUCGCGCAUGCAGGAGGACUGGAUCGAGGAGGAGUGCCACCGCGUGGAAGCCCAGCUGGCCUUGAAGGAGGCCCGCAAGGAGAUCAAGCAGCUCAAGCAGGUCAUCGACACCGUCAAGAACAACCUGAUUGACAAGGACAAGGGGCUGCAGAAGUACUUCAUGGACAUCAACAUCCAGAACAAGAAGCUGGAGACGCUGCUGCACAGCAUGGAGGUGGCCCAGAACGGCACGGCCAAGGAGGACGGCGCCGGGGAGUCGGCAGGCGGCUCCCCCGCCCGCUCCCUCACCCGCAGCUCCACCUACACCAAGCUGAGCGACCCCGCUGUCUGCGGGGACCAGCCCCCCGGGGACCACCCUGGCUCCUCCACUGAGGACGGGGCUGACAGUGGCUUCGUGGCAAACGAUGACACCAUGAGCCGGACGGAUGCGCUGGAGGCCAGCAGCCUGCUGUCAUCGGGGGUGGACUGUGGCCCCGAGGAGGCCUCGCUGCACGGCUCCUUCAGCCUGGGGCCCCGCUUCCCUGCCAGCAACACCUACGAGAAGCUGCUGUGUGGCAUGGAGGCUGGCGUGCAGGCCAGCUGCAUGCAGGAGCGUGCCAUCCAGACAGACUUCCUGCAGUACCAGCCCGACCUAGACACCAUCCUGGAGAAGGUGACCCAGGCCCAGGUCUGCGGGACAGGUCCCGAGUCGGGGGGCAGGUGCCCGGAGCCGGAUCCCCACCCCUCAGGGCCCAGAGACCCCAACUCAGCGGUGGUGGUGACGGUGGGUGAUGAGGUGGGUGAUGAGCUCGAGGCCCCGGAGCCCAUCACCCGCGGGCCGACCCCACACCGGCCCGGUGCCAACCCCGGCCCCAGCCUGUCGGUGAGCGUGGCGUGCCCCGUGGAAGAGGAGGAGGAGGCAGCCGAGCCCAAGAGCUACUGGAGCCGCCACUACAUUGUGGAUCUGCUGGCCGUGGUGGUGCCCGCUGUGCCCACGGUGGCCUGGCUCUGCCGCUCCCAGCGGCGCCAGGGCCAGCCCAUUUACAACAUCAGCUCCCUGCUGCGGGGCUGCUGCACCGUGGCCUUGCACUCCAUCCGCAGGAUCAGCUGCCGCUCGCUGAGCCAGCAGGGCCCCAGCACCGCCAGCGGCUCCCAGCUCUGA